CCCCCAAGGGUACCCACUGAGGGCACCCAAGGCACCCACUGCCCCCUCGGGGUACCCAGUCCCCAACCCACAGCCCCAGCAGAACCCCCCUAUGGUACCCUAUGGUACCCUGUACCUACUCCAUGGGCACCCCACUCUGUGCACCUCCGCCCAUCCCCGUGCAUCUCUCUCUGCCUCCCAUGAGCCCCUCUAACCCCAUGGUGCCCCCACUCCCAGCCCUGAUCCCCCCCCCCGAUCCCUCCCCUGUGGGGCAUCCCUGAGCUCUGCAGCUCCCUAUGCACUGGGGGUGCCAUGUCCCCAUCCCCUCUGACAGCCAAUAGCCUGGUGCACCCCAAAACCUGCUUCCACCUCCCAGCAGGGCCCCCUCCUGCCAGGUGUAGGCUGAAUGGGUGUGGGGGGGGGUCCCCAGGAUGUGCACUGGGGGAGGGGGAUAGAAUCGUGAACCGCUUCCUAGCACGGCCUUGGUGGGGUGGGUCCGUGGGAGGGACCCCAUGCGCUAUGGGGUCCUAGCUGGCAUCUCCCCUCUCCUCCUCCACCAAUAGACGUGUGAGCGGACCACCCCUCCUGCCUUUGCCAGUCACCCCCACUCGCCUCUUUCCAAGGAUGUGGGAUUGGGCGCCGAUGGGGCUGAGAACUGGAGUGAGCUGAGAUCCAGCCCCAGAAGAUGGCUGGGGGAGGGGGCAGCCAGGAAUCCCCCCUCUCCCCGUGUAAGGAGCAUCGGUGACUUCUUGCACGUGCUUGUGCCAGGCGUGUCCCGUCGUGAAAUGCUAGAGCUGCCCGGGGCCGGGUCGGCACCCGAGACGCCAGGCUGCCUGUGGCAUGGGAGACACGGGGUAUUUCCGGAGGGUGCCCUGGGGUGAGGUGGGUUUUACCAGCCCAGCGUUCGCUGGUGCUCGCCUCCGCCACAAAACCUUGGCCCAGCUGCAGCCUUGUGUAGACUCUGCUUUGGGAGGGUGCCUGUAACGGGCGCUGGCUGCCCCCUCCGAGGAGCCUGGUGUGGACAGGCUGAGCUGAUCGCCGGGAAGCGUGGACCGGCCCUCGGUUCCCCACGAGAGUUUACUUGGGCCAGGUAACGCGGUGACAUGACACGUGCCCCGUAUACCCCAGGAUCUUAACCCGGGUGUGCCUAACGCGCCACCAUCCUCUGGGUCCAGGCAAGACCUGCCCUAGGCAACGGUCACUGGUGCCGCCUCCCCUCCCGGCCUUCAGCCGGCCCCGCUCUGAGUGCAUUGUUUCAUCCCGCGGAAGGAAAUUCUGGCCCAUUUCCUGGCUCUUCCCGCGGGGAUCAGAGCUGGCCCUGCAGUUUUUAAUCGCUGGGCUUUGUUGCCUUCCUGCUUGGGGGGCGGGGGGGUGUAGUUUGCAAAGUGUGGGGCUGAUGCUUUGGCAAAGCGCCGGUGUCUCGUAGGUGGAAGGCGAGGAGCCGGGCCUGCCCGUGCCCCCAUUCCUAUUUAAAUAGCAGUUCGUGGACGUUGGACUGUGUCGGUUUUGUUCUGCGGCCGGAGUCUUGGGUUUGUGUCACGUCUUCCCCCCCCCCCAACACCCCCUCAACACAGCUCAGCGCCCGGCAAUAACCAAAGGAGUAAGGGCGGGGUGUGUGUGUGUGUGUGUGAAAUGGACAAUGCCGGGGCCUUGGGGUCAUCUCAUGAGCUGGCAGCGAGCAGGGAACAGGUGUGUGAAUAAUUCAGCAGUGCCCUGGGCUCUCCCUCCCCGGCCUCUGUGGCUGCUUGCGGCUUCCUCUUUCCUUCGCCAGGCUCCCGGUGGCGGAUGUGUGCGCGGCGGGCUGGGCUGGGCCGGGCAGCAGGGUGUGCGGCUGCGCGUGCCCCUGGUUUCCGAGGGGGGGGCAGCGGGCAGACACGUCCCGUGGGGAUAGCUUGAGGGGGUAAGAGACGGGUCUGGGACCUGCCCGGGCUGCAGACUCCCUUGGGCAAGUCUCUUCAUUUACCUGUCUCAGGUACUUGUCUGCCCACAUCCCUGUGCCAUCUGGGCGCCUCACAGGUUCCAGGCCAGCGCUCCAACCACUGCACCAUCCUUCCCCUCCACUCUCUCAGCCUCGGUUCCCCCAGCUGCAAAAAGGGGCAUAAAAUUCCUCCCCCCACCCCUUUGUCUAAUCGGACUGUGAGCCCCUUCCGGCAGGAACAGCGGGGGAGCCCCCCCAGCCCAGGACAGCACCCGGCCCAGCAGGGGAGACCCCCCCCCAGCCCAGGACAGCACCCGGCCCAGCAGGGGAGCCCCGCCCAGCCCAGGACAGCACCCGGCGCAGCAGGGGAGCCCCGCCCAGCCCAGGACAGCACCCGGCGCAGCAGGGGAGCCCCGCCCAGCCCAGGACAGCACCCGGCGCAGCAGGGGAGCCCCGCCUAGCCCAGGACAGCACCCGGCCCAGCAGGGGAGCCGAUCGCAGGGCUCCAAGGUGCUAUCACAGUCCCCGUCAAUAAACCAUUGUUCAGCCUGCGGCUGGAGCCUGUCUCGGAGCUAGUCCCAGGAACGCCCCUCCCAUUCGCCCCUCGGUCCCAGGCUGUGGGCGGACGGAGUCCCUAGCUGUGACCCAAAGGAGCUCACAAUCUGGCAAACCGAUCCUGGUGACCUCUUUGCCUCGGUUUCCCUGUCUGUAAGGGGAGGGUGAAUGAUUUCCCCUGGCCCAUGCUGGAUAGGAGCCACGGCAGGGAUCUAGGCGUUGAGCUCCCGUUGAGUUACUUGGGGGCCUGACACCUUCAGCUAAAGGGGGCCCGGUGUUGUUGUGGGGCUGCAGGCGGCCGGGUUCCCCCUCCCCCACAGCCAGCGCACGGAUUCUCCCACAAAGCAUCUUCCUGCGCUGCCGUCGCUGCCAGGUUUCCUGGCCGGAUCCCAGCACCUCGGAGCCGGACAGAUCCCCCUCCGCCCGCAGGGCUGGGCCGAUUGCAGCUUAUUUACGGCCUCUGCGUCCUCCCCAGUCACGGCCCCGCCCCGCUUCCCCUGCCCUUUGCCCCUGGUAGGGGCAGCUGGGCCUGGCCCGGCGGAGGGGAGGGGGCAGGAAGGCUGGCCGUGGCCGGACCACUCGCCUGGCCUCAUGGCCGAGGGGGCCCCGGGGAGCAGCUGGUCUUUGGCUGCUAGACUCCGGCCCGGCGGGAAAUAUUUGUUCCCCAGGCUGCUGCUUCUCGCCUGUGCUGGGGGGGUGGGGGGGCGCUCUCUCUCCCUUUGGGGCCCAAUGCCCCAGCUUGGUGCUAGGCGGUACCACCCUUUGCAUGCCCUGGCACACGGGAGGGAUGGGGAGGGACCCUGGAGUCCUGACCAAAUCCCGGCUCUGGUCAUUGCUGUCUCUCCCCUGCAGCUGGGGGGCGCCACUUUCCUUAGGGGGCCGAGCCGCCCACUGGGCCCGGGCGUUAGCGGCCCCUGGGCGUGGGACGGGGCGCUAGGCCCGGCACACCAGCCUGCAGGACUCCCGCGGUUAAAAACUCGGGUGGUUUGUCGCUGGCUUUAUUGUCCCGGGGUCCAGUCGCCUUUCCCAGGGGGGUGGGUGGGGGGCUGUGACCCUCAGGCCUUGUCUGCACCGGGCUCUGAGCCGCAAGCCCCUAGCGUGGUCGUGUGCCCUGCAGUCCCGGGAAGCUGGGGUCCCUGCUGGGCUAGCUUGGGGCACUCGACCAGCCGGCCACCCCGAAGACUCCUCUUCCUUUCUUCCUCCCCCCCCCGGAACCCGCCCCGCUGCUGGAGCGUGGGAGCCUGGCCGAGGAGCCGGCUGGAAAAACAUCUGGCUCCCCAGGAAGUUGGGCUGAGCCGGGGAGGCUGGGCCGGCAGCUGCCAAGCCGGCGGUAGCGUGCAGUCGCGUGGGUGGCACCGCCUGGCACUGCCAGCCCAGCCAGAGGGGUGCCCAGCUGAGUCCCCGGCCGGAGCGAGGGUGGAGGGCACGAGAGGAACCCGGGCGGCUGGCGCCAGCUGGUCUGUGCUGUUCCGUUCGCUGGGAGAACUGGGACCCUGGGGAGCCGCUUGUACCCGCUCUGAGCUGCUGGCCUGGAGACACUCGGCUCUUCGGGGGCCUCUCCCCUCUGGCGGGGCAGGGAGCUCCCCCCAGAGCCCGUCGCUCGCUCUGUACUCGCCUCGGAGGGGGCUCCGGGUGUCGGAGCAGUGCGGAGCCGCGAGCACUUCGGAGCUGACUCAGGCCUGGUGUGCGGGGAAGGCACUGGGCAGGGCCCCGGACACCUGGGUUCGAUUCUUAGCUCCACCUCAAGGGGGCCACGGCCCCAUUUCAGAGGGGGAAGGUUGGGGCUGAAAGUUGUUGGUUUGACUGAUUGAUAUUUUCUUUUCCCACUGAAAAGUUGAAAUCUACCCCCUAGACCCUGCUCCCCUGCCAGAGCCUGGAGAGAACCCAGGAGUCCUGAC
Messenger RNA from Chrysemys picta bellii (western painted turtle), 4350 nucleotides. The record is from RefSeq and is a predicted model, not a curated record. NCBI's taxonomy places the organism in Eukaryota, Metazoa, Chordata, Testudines, Emydidae.